CGCAGUGAGACAGCCGUCAACGGAGCGCCCCGAACAAGCUGUUUGGUGCCGAAGAGCAGAACGUGCCGUUAACGGUAACUUCAAGCGAAGAGGCGGAGUCCCGCGGCUAGUUGAGUGGCACAAACAGCGAGCGACGAGCGGCUUCGCUGCGCCUUCCAGUCCUAACCAAUCGGAGUGCUCACACUUACAGAAACUUCAUGUAAAUUGGAAAGAGCGUCUCUGCGGGCCAAUGAAAUUAGCACAUUUGCCCUACGUGGGCGGAGCGGAGACGGAAAAUGACAGCCACGCGAGCCAACCGGCUUUGGCGCUCAUGUGCUUGGGCCUAUCAGGACGGAGAGAGGGCGGGGCUCGCAGCGCUCGCGGUGUUCUGUUGAAUUCUAUUGCCAACCAUUAAAAUAAUCGGGAGUGGAAGACUUCCAAUACCUGAGUGAGGGAGCGGGAGGCACUGGGACGACCUGGGGCACGAAGGACCGGGACGGGCCUCAUAACUACAAUCAUAAUCAUAUUCAGUGCAGGGGCACUGCGUGGAUGUACCCAGACUCGACGGGCAAGCAGGGUCGCCAAGUCAAGUGUGGACUAGCGCGGGAGCAGCUUCUCCUCUCCCGUCGUCGAGCACGUUUCUUCUUCAUCUUCUUCUUCACUCAAAACAAAAACAUCCAUUGAACCCAAAGGAAAACACGGGACCGGAGCGUUGGAUGUGGCUUCUGCCAUGAGUCCCGCCGCGUGCUCCCACGUGAACGGCUUCAAGGUGGACAACUGGAAGCAGAACCUGCGGGUCAUCUACCGCUGCUUCGUGUGGAGCGGCUCGGCCGAGACCAGGAAGCGCAAGGCCAAGUCGUGCGUUUGCCACGUGUGCGGCGCCCACCUGAGCCGGCUCCACUCCUGCCUCUACUGCGUCUUCUUCGGUUGCUUCGCCAAGAAGCACAUCCACGAGCACGCCAAGAGCAAGCGACACAACCUCGCGAUAGACUUGUUGUACGGCGGGAUUUACUGUUUCGUGUGCCAAGACUACAUAUAUGACAAAGACAUGGAGCAGAUUGCCAAAGAGGAACAAAGGAAAGCGUGGAAACUGCAAGGUAUAGGGGAGCGUUACUCCACGUGGGAGCCGACCAAGCGGGAGCUUGAGCUGUUGCAGCACAAUCCCAAGAGGAGGAGAAUCACCACAAACUGCACUAUCGGACUGCGAGGCCUGAUCAACCUGGGCAACACGUGUUUCAUGAACUGCAUCGUCCAGGCGCUCACGCACACGCCGCUCCUGCGGGACUUCUUCCUGUCGGACCGGCACAAGUGCGAGAUGAAGCCCAACUCCUGCCUUGUGUGUGAGAUGUCGCAGCUCUUCCAGGAGUUCUAUUCUGGCCACCGCUCCCCCCACAUUCCCUUCCGGCUGCUCCACUUGGUCUGGACGCACGCGCGACACCUGGCUGGCUAUGAGCAGCAGGACGCCCACGAGUUCCUCAUCGCCGCACUGGACGUCCUGCACCGGCACUGCAAGGGUGAUGACAACGGGAAGAAGGCCAACAACCCAAACCACUGCAACUGCAUCAUCGACCAAAUCUUCACAGGCGGCCUGCAGUCCGAUGUCACGUGCCAAGUGUGCCAUGGCGUUUCCACGACGAUAGACCCCUUCUGGGACAUUAGCCUGGACCUGCCUGGCUCCUCCACACCCUUUUGGCCCCUGAGUCCUGGCAGCGAUGGCAGCGUGGUCAACGGGGAGAGCCAGAUGUCCGGGGCUACAACGCUCACAGAUUGCCUACGGAGGUUCACCAGACCUGAGCAUCUAGGAAGCAGCGCCAAAAUCAAGUGCAGUGGUUGCCAUAGUUACCAGGAGUCCACCAAACAGCUGACGAUGAAGAAGCUGCCCAUUGUGGCUUGUUUCCACCUCAAACGGUUUGAGCACUCGGCGAAGCUGCGAAGGAAGAUCACCACUUACGUGUCCUUCCCACUGGAGCUGGACAUGACACCCUUCAUGGCAUCCAGUAAAGAGAGCAGGAUGAACGGACAGUACCAGCAGUCGAUGGACACGCUCAACAACGACAAUAAGUACUCGCUGUUCGCUGUGGUGAACCACCAGGGCACCCUAGAGAGUGGCCACUACACCACCUUCAUCCGCCAGCACAAGGACCAGUGGUUCAAGUGUGACGACGCCAUCAUUACCAAGGCCAGCAUCAAGGAUGUGCUGGACAGCGAGGGGUACCUGCUCUUCUACCACAAGCAGUUCCUGGAGUACGAGUAGCAUCCCGGUAACGGAAGAAGCCUUUGACUGAAGGAGAGACACAAAUGCAGAGCUAACGUGGAGGAGACAAGAGGAGCAAAAGGAUGCAGGAAUCCACCCGAAACUCACACGAAAGACUGAGGAGAUGGGUGGUGGGGCAGGGAGCCGCGGGAGCAACAGGAAGUCACGCACGUGGCAUGGGACCAGGAGGCUGCAGGAUGGAGGAGGCACCUCGACCGCACGAGUGUGUGGAGAGCCACCCGCUAGGAGGGGGCGCCUCCUGAAGGCUGAUACGGUGGGGGGAGGGGGGUGCCGGCACUCGCUCAAAAGCAGGCACGGAGGACAGUGAGGUGGGCCGUCCAGUGAGGAAACGGUGCGUUUGUCACUCCCGCCUUAUCCUCUUGUCCGGAUGAGCAGGCGUGCGGCCGAAACGCACCUUGGGUCGUUUCCGUGGCGACGUAUUAGUAAACGCCACCGCCUGCCGUCGCUGUCACCCAUCGUUCUCCCUAUACCUGUGGGAAAUCAAGCGCCAGAAGAGUCGCAGCGGAAUGAUAACUUUCUUAGUUUCUUUGUUCAGCGCAUCUGGAUUUGAGUACAAAAACGACACCGGGACUGUGUUAUGAACUUCAUUAAUAUUGUUUUUGAAUUUAGAGUUGAAAGAUCGUACGGAUCUGCUGUACGUCUGUUUUGGAAAGGAAAUAGGCGCCAUGGAACGCAGUCUGGGGGACGUCCUGUGCGUCCAGGUUGGCGGUGGGGGGGGGGGGGGGGGGGGGGACAGGACCGGCAGCUGUCCCCGCUGUCGUGUGUGUAUGUCCAUAAUAUAUAUAUUUUUUUUUUUUUUUUUUUUUUUUUU
This is a messenger RNA of Scleropages formosus (Asian bonytongue), 3065 nucleotides long. RefSeq names its product ubiquitin specific peptidase 22 (gene usp22). Lineage: Eukaryota; Metazoa; Chordata; Actinopteri; Osteoglossiformes; Osteoglossidae. Gene Ontology annotation, biological process: protein deubiquitination. The record is from RefSeq and is a predicted model, not a curated record. The coding region runs from base 710 to 2233 and encodes 507 amino acids. The transcript is spliced from 14 exons. Gene Ontology annotation, molecular function: zinc ion binding; cysteine-type deubiquitinase activity.